Melanaphis sacchari is the source of this 1041-nucleotide messenger RNA. RefSeq lists its product as uncharacterized. Gene Ontology annotation, biological process: sensory perception of smell. Gene Ontology annotation, molecular function: odorant binding. The record is from RefSeq and is a predicted model, not a curated record. Bases 245 to 976 code for a protein of 243 amino acids. Lineage: Eukaryota; Metazoa; Arthropoda; Insecta; Hemiptera; Aphididae. The transcript is spliced from 5 exons.
ACCGCGGCCGGGCGUCAGUCGAAUCAACGCGUCGAUCGCCGUACGAGGUGACAUUAUACUGCAGCUUGAAGACCACAGAAAUCAAUAUUACCGUUGUGUCGUGUUGUAAAUUAUUGUACAUAAGGACACACCCGUGGGCAGCCUUUAUAUCAUUUAAUACACGGCACAUUGCGAUAUCAAAAAUCAUCGUGCGAGAUCAGCUCUUGCAGCAUAAUCGUGUGUACUUGGUACAUUCGUCGACAUUAUGAAGGUAUCUGCAGCGACCGCCGUCCUGGUUGCUCUGGUCGCCACCGUGCAGAGCUCGGACCCGUGUAAUAUAUCCACUUGCUACAAGAGCGGAACGACGAAACCACCGACGACCGUGACUCCCACUCGCCUGCCGGUGCAGUCAUCGUCUACGCCAACAAGCCAUCAACAAACCACGUACGCCAAGGACCAUGCGCACAGUUCAAUCGCUGCCAAGUCCGGAGCUAAUGCCACGGCCACGACAGCCAGCGGAGCGUUUGUCAACGGCACGGAGCGGCCAACCGUUGUAAAGUCUUCUUCCGGGGCACCCGGAAACGCCACCACACCUAAGCCAACAAUGACUGAAGGACAUGUAGCUCUUAAACAGAAGUUGAACACAAUCGCGGUAAAGUGUAAAGAUGAGUUGCAUGCACCUCAGGAAAUCAUGGCAUUGGUUAGCAACACAGUAGUACCACAGAAUGAACAGCAAAGGUGCUACUUAGAGUGCGUAUAUAAAAAUCUAAACUUGCUAAAGAAUAACAAGUUCAGUGUGGACGAUGGUAAGGCGAUGGCUAAAAUACGUUUCGCUAAUCAACCAGAAGAACACAAGAAGGCGGUGACAAUAAUAGAGACUUGUGAAAAAGAAGUUAUUAUCGAUCCGAAAACCGCCGAAAAAUGCGCAGCUGGAAAAGCGAUCAGAAACUGUUUCGUUAAAAAUGGAGAAAAAAUAAAUUUCUUCCCUAAAGCAUAAGUCUGGUUAUGUGAACAGAAAAUGGAAAGUAUGAGUUUGAUCAUUUCAACCAAACAAGGAUAUAC